GCAAUAGGGGAUAAAGAGUUUUGUGUUUACUUCUUUUCCCUGGGCAUUUUGAAACAAGUGUCUGACCCAUAGGAAUUAUCUUUUGGUGCAUUACAUGGUCAAGAUUUUCAAUACUUAAACAUAUUAGUAAAACACACACAAAACCUUCAGUAGAAAUAUCGAUGCUAUUGAAAAGAUUAGAAUUCUUAUAAAGACUCUUCAAAAUAGCACUUCAGAAAAGAAUUAUUGCCUUUUUAGCAGUGAUAGAAAGAUCUCUACAAACAAGAAACUAGCAGAAGAUUCCUUAUUCCUUCCCCAGAAUUUGUUGCAACUGGGUAAACCCCUGUGAAUCUACCCGGAGAAUUUAGAUGAAGCUUUGUGACAACAGUUUAAUUUUCAGUGCUGCUGUGUUAUGAUUUCUUGCCUUGGAGGGGAGGUUGUAUGGGAGAUGCUUUAGAACUUGCCAGAAGUGUUAGUGUUCGUGUUCUAGUGCUGGCUGAAAGAUUGCCUGGUCAGUGGUGUGCACUGUCUCUGCCAGCUGAUUCACCCUUUCUCAGCAUGAUCCCUCUGACAGUCUUAGAAGUCUUGGCAAUUCCUGCUUCCUUUUUUCUGCCUCUCACUGUGGUUUGAUAAUUGAUUUUUUUAAAAAUUAUUUAUUUUAUUUUGACCUACCUGAAACUGCUUUUUUUCUGGAUCUUUUUUUCUGUGGACUAGUUGCAGUUAAUACAUUACAACAGGAAGUUGCUGCCUGUUUGCUUCAUACAGGAGUAUGAUGAGUGGGAAGGCAAAGCCUAAAGGGACCUUUAGUUGCUCUGGAGGGUGGCUGUGGUUUGGUUUUAGGAAUAGCUAAUGGCACUGGGAUGGCGGGGGAUGACUGCUUUAAAUGGGCCAGGGAGAGCGGAUCACUAACGAUUUGUUUGUAUAUCCAAUCCACUGCUUAGUACCCCAGGUGGAAACUGUGUACACAUGGAGAAACUUUGCAAAGCUGCUUUGUGAUUAUUUUGUCUAUUAGUAAUGUUAUCACAACAAUACUGCAAGAACAACAACAGUGCUGUGAGCACGAGCUGUUCCUUAGUUUCUUAAAUAUUUUGCAAUUAAGCCUUUCUAAGGUUUUCUGCUUUCUGUUGUUUCUAACCCUUUUAAUACUCUAUAGACAUUACUGGGAAGAUUUGCAUGCGUUUUAACAGCUAAUAGAUUCUGUGCUUUCAUGCUGAACUUUAAAUGUGAUUUGAAAAAACUUUAUGUACUCACUCUAAACAAAGAUUUGUGGAAUGUAAAUAGCUUUGUAUUCAGAAGUACAUAGGUUUAGCAGAAUAAAUUUGUCAUAGGAAAUUUCCUAAUGUUAAAUGUUAGGAGGUAUCAUAAAAAGUGUUUUAUGUCUAACUAGCUCUAGAACAUUCAGGAUUUGGAGCAGGAAAUAAGAAAAUAAAUAAUAAAUUGAAAAGAAAGAAUAAUAUCCCUGUCAGACACAUGACUCUUGUUCCUCCAAAGAUCUUGACAGGUUUGACCAGGUAAUAGGCAGAAAUACUUCAUGUUGGUGUGAUGAAAAAGUUGUUCAGGGCUUGCCUCUUAUUUGUAUGGAAGUUUAUUUCCUUGUUUGCAUUUGAAGCUACCAGGGAACUUUGUUGUCUUCAUCUGCACAGAGGUGGCCCCUGUAGGCACCAGUAACACUGGUACUGCACCUGCUCCCCUCAGCAGUGUUGAAUAGCCUGAGAAAGGAUUCACUUAGUUGAGGAAAAAAAAGCCUCCUGAGUAUUUGUGUUUUUGUCUCUCCUGUUCUUCCUAGUAAUGAUUCAGUGCGUUUUACAAUGCUUAUGAUUGGUCAAAGCCUUGGGAACUUGGCAGGCGUCUUUCCUUCCAGCUUACUGAUGGGAAAUGAGAAGUUCGUGGUUGAGAAUAGAGGCUGUGCUUCUAAUAUGGUAUUUCAAAGGCCUUUUAACUAGCUUGUCAGAAUGUAAUGAGUGUACCUGGUUAGCUUUUUUCUAUUUAGGUGCAGCUACUCUUGCAUACUUCCUAAAAUCUACAGAUUUUGCAAUGUAAGCAGUACGUGCGCUGCAGUUUUAAGUCUUCUGCUGAUCUGCUAUUUCCUGUGCUGUCGGUAGGUCCAAGGACAUAAGGAACACUUGUACGUUACAGAAUGGAUGAACAAUCACAAGGCAUGCAGGGGCCUACUGCUCCACCAUUUCAGCCACAGAAAGCCUUGCGACCCGACAUGGGCUAUAAUACACUUGCCAAUUUCCGAAUAGAGAAGAAGAUUGGCCGUGGGCAGUUCAGUGAAGUUUACAGAGCAACCUGCCUCUUGGAUGGGGUACCAGUGGCUCUGAAGAAGGUUCAGAUAUUUGAUUUGAUGGAUGCCAAAGCACGUGCUGACUGCAUCAAAGAAAUAGAUCUUCUCAAGCAACUGAAUCAUCCAAAUGUAAUUAAAUAUUAUGCCUCAUUCAUUGAAGACAAUGAACUGAACAUAGUGUUGGAAUUAGCAGAUGCUGGAGAUCUCUCUAGAAUGAUAAAGCAUUUUAAGAAACAGAAGAGGCUGAUUCCUGAAAGAACAGUUUGGAAGUACUUUGUUCAGCUUUGCAGUGCCUUGGAACAUAUGCAUUCUCGUCGUGUUAUGCAUAGAGAUAUAAAGCCAGCAAAUGUGUUCAUUACAGCUACAGGAGUAGUAAAGCUUGGAGACCUUGGACUUGGUCGAUUUUUCAGCUCCAAAACAACAGCUGCACAUUCUUUAGUUGGUACACCUUAUUAUAUGUCUCCAGAGAGGAUACAUGAAAAUGGUUACAACUUCAAAUCUGACAUCUGGUCCCUAGGCUGUCUGCUGUAUGAGAUGGCUGCGCUGCAGAGUCCCUUUUAUGGUGAUAAAAUGAACUUGUACUCUCUGUGCAAGAAGAUAGAACAGUGUGACUACCCACCUCUCCCUUCAGAUCACUAUUCAGAGGAACUGCGACAAUUAGUUAAUAUGUGCAUCAACCCGGACCCCGAGAAGCGACCAGACAUCACCUACGUGUACGAUGUAGCGAAACGUAUGCACGCACACACCGCCAGCAGCUGAACUGACGCCAGACCAGGAGGGAGAGAGCAGAGAUAACCAAGUAUUUUAAACAACUCAUCCCACCCCUCUGUGUGUUACACAAAUGUAAUUAUUUGAAGCUUACCGUUGUGCUUUGAAUCGUAAACCAAUUUACAUACAAGCUUUGUUGUUUUCUGUUUGUUUCUGGGGGUUUCGUUUGUAUUUUUUACUGACUUGCAGUUGUACAACAGGUUUAAAUAAGGUGUAAGGCAUAAUUUCAAGAUACCAAGAACCACUGUUUUCCAUGAUACAUGGGUUCAAGUUUAUUUUCUGUAAUAUCAAAAUUAUGUUCAGUUGGGCCUCAGUUCUAAAACACAGUUGCACUUUUGCACAUGAUACAGAUAUUAGGCUUAUUAUCCAGAAGCAAAAUGUCUGAAUCUCUCACCUUUAUAGUAAUUUAUGGAAAGUUUGAAUCAGCACAGUUAACUUUAUUUUAAUCUUUGUUCUGAGAGGAACAUAAUUAUUAGAGAAGGUUAUUGUAUUUUAUAUUGAAUUGUAGUUUGCAGUUCUUGCUGUAAGAGUAGAGAGGUGAUAGGAUUAGUUCUCCGCUUGCCAAGUGUGAUGGAAAAAUAGUUUCAGGAAAAUUUGUCAUGCUGAAAUUUUUGUAAAAUCCCUUUUUGUUUUGUUAUUCUGUCAUAAUACACAUGAAACACUUGUUGGAGGUUUUCUGGGAAAAUUUAAGGUGUUGAUUCACGAAUCUGGUGGCUUUGAAUAGAUUUGUGCAGCACUGCCCUGGGGCAAUAGGAGUCUGCAUAGUUAAGUCUUAAAACCAUGCAGAUGCUUCUAGUAGCAAAGAGGGUUCUUCUGAGGCUGUCAUUUGAGCAGGUCUGAUUAAAAGAUGUGAUCUUUAGGUUACAACUUCUCAACUGUUUGUGUGUAUGUCCCUGUUUGUAGUUUUUUGUGUUUAAAAUAAUUUGAAUGACCUUACAAUGUAUUUAAAUUUUAAAGUGUUUGGUUUUUUUUAAAUACAGAAAUCUUCUGGGAAAGAUAUAAUACUGUAGUAUAACACAAAAUGUAUUCUACAUAAAUAUAUAAUUUUUGUAUACUGUAUCCUGAGAAUUAGUUUUAUAUUUAGCAAAAUUGAAUUUUAGCUUUUAUGUUUAAGAGAAAGUUGCCAGUCCCUCAUUUGGGAAAUAAAUAUAUAUGCAAACUGUGUUACAAAUACUUUAUUAGUUAAAAAGGAAAUGCUGAAUAUUUUUGAUAGACCUUAGUGCCUUUUUGAGUGUGUUUAAAUAAUAUUUUUAUUGUUAAGGAAGGAAUGUGCCUUGUUUCUAAAUGUGGCAAAAAUGGAGAGUGGAAUGAAAUUUCUAGAGUUUCAUGACUGAACUUUUUAUACAGAACUGUCUAAACAUAAUUCUUUUCAGUGAUAACAGCUAAGAAGCUGUUACAGUCAGUUAAAUCUUUUUCCUUAAGGUGGGUAAAAAGAAGUUAGUUCAAAUAAAAGCAGCGGGAUGUACAUACAUGUAUAUGUUCUAGAUGCAGUCACUUCCCUGCAUGGUCAGAUUUUUUUUUUGCUUGUUUGUUUCUCUGUGCAGCUUUAAUUUUUUGAUUUGAUAUAAUGCUCAAAGAAUAAAAAUCUGUCUGUGGAGUUUGUGGACGAAAUGUUCAACCUAGGUCAGGAUUGUUUCCAGUUUUGUAUUUUUUAAAACUGCAAAUAGUAUGGAAAUUGUAUUUGGCAAAAUGCAGGAAUUUUUAAAGUAUGUGCCAGAUCAUGAGCUUAUCUUAAUACAUAUUUUUUAAAUAUUUGUUUCCAGAAUGAAUUCUAUGAAACCAUAGUUUUCCUUCUCACUUCUGUGUGUGCUUAAUCUUGUAGGACUUGAGUGGAGCAAUUUGUAGAGAAGAGGUAUUUGAGAAACCUUGGUUUGUAUCUUACAACCUCUAGAUUUGUUGUUGUUUAUUAUCUGAUUAUAUAAUUUUUAAAAUGAUGGCUAUAUUCUGUAACUAUAUUUCAUAUGUCAUAGAAUGAAAUGCUUUAUAUUGAUAAAGGCAGCACAAUAUUUGCUUGACUGCCAGGAUUAGCUGUUAAUAUGCACGAGUACUCAUACAUUUUUUUUUUUCUGAAAUGGGCUAGAACAUUUAAAAAUCACUGAAAAAAACCCUCAGUGCAAUCAGGCUAUUUGUAUCUUAUCUUAUGCAUAAAGUAUUGAACUUUCGCUGAAAGAAACCGAUAAUAGAUAUCUCUCCCUCCAGAGGAUAUGUAGAGUAAAAAAAUGCUGAGUUAAGAAUUAGCAAAUGUGCAUGCUUAAGCAUUUAAAUUUUUUUUAGGUUUUGGGGGGGGGGGGGUUAAUAUUUAUGAUUAAAUCUUGUGUUGAGGAAAAAAAAUAGUUGUUCCUGAUUUAAAAUCUGUAAAACAAAUGGUACAGAUGACUCUGGUACCAAACUUUAUAAUUAAAAAACCCAUGUGGGUUAAUAGAACUGCUUACAUAAUUGGGACUGUAGAAUCUAUCCCGAAAGUAAAGCACCUGGUAACAUAUGAAAGUGAUAAGUCUGUUAUAACACUCCCAUGUGUCCCACAUACUAAUAAAAUAUUUUCUUUAAUAAAUGACCAUUCUCUUUUUCAUAUGUUGAUGAUGACAAAUGCCACUAUUUAUUUUAAGCUAUGUUAUUAUGUGUUUAUUUUCUUUAAAGAAAACAUUACAUUUCUACCCAAAAUGUCUGAGUAGCUCCUCCUUUUAUUUCAGUAAUACUCUGGUAUUAAUUUGCUUCAGGAGUGAACUUUGUGCUUUGAAUGACACUGCAUAAAAUCUCUUUUGUCUUGGGAACUCCCCUGCUGUGCAGUAGUCUAAUAGAAAUAAAACACUCAGAUACUAAAUACAAUAUAAAAAUUAUAGUGUUUCUAUGAUAUUUUUUCAGACUUUUCUUGUUAGAUAUAUAUAAUAUAUGUUACAGUAGAUGCUACCUUGUCUUGUGACAACUUAACUGCUUCCAGUAGUUGAUUCUAGGUGAGAUUUCUUGACUGUAACAAAAGAUAGUACAAUAAAAAAAAAUCUUGUUUGUA
Molecule: messenger RNA, 6041 nt
Organism: Neopelma chrysocephalum (saffron-crested tyrant-manakin)
Lineage: Eukaryota; Metazoa; Chordata; Aves; Passeriformes; Pipridae
Gene: NEK7
Product: NIMA related kinase 7
Exons: 10
Coding region: 2117-3025 (302 amino acids)
Biological process (GO): protein phosphorylation
Molecular function (GO): protein kinase activity; ATP binding
Source: RefSeq, a predicted model, not a curated record